CGGAUGCAUUUUGCGUGUGCUCCCAGUGAUUCAACAACAGAGCGGUUGGACUGUUUUGAGAGAUGCCGCUACCACUUCAAAUUCACAACUUCCAGGGGCCAGUGGAGCCCAUGCAGAUGGAUGGAGACCCUCAGGACGAUCAGCUGAAUGCCCUGCCCAGCGACUACACAGUAGACAAUGCCUCCCUGGACCUGGAGCAGUAUGCGUCGAGCUACCGGGGCCUGAUGCGUAUCGAGCGCCUGCGCUUCGUGGCGGAGCACUGCCCCGCGCUGCGCCUGGAGGCCCUGGUGCUGGCCGUCACCUUCGUGCAGAGGACCUUCAACGUGGACGUCUACGAGGACCUGCACCGCAAACUGGUGGAUGCUGUUAGGGAGUCCCAUGUCAGUAUGGAGGCCGCCGCUGAGGGCAGGGAGGACUUCCCCAUGAUGGACUCAUCGUGGGCAGAGUCCACCCGCAAGAAGGCCCUACUCCGCCUGGAGAAGCUCGACACCGACCUCAAGAACUACAAAGGCAACUCCAUCAAGGAGAGCAUCAGGAGGGGUCAUGAUGACCUGGGUGACCACUACCUGGACUGUGGUGACCUGAGCAACGCCCUCAAGUGCUACUCACGCGCACGCGACUACUGCACCAGUGCCAAGCACCUCGUCAACAUGUGUCUCAACGUCAUCAAGGUCAGCGUUUACCUCCAGAACUGGUCGCACGUCCUCAGCUACGUCACCAAGGCCGAGUCAACGCCAGAGUUAGCAGAGCAAAAGGGGGAGAGAGAGGGCCAAGCCGUCUACACCAAAUUAAAAUGCGCAGCAGGUCUGGCAGAGCUGGCCUCCCGAAAAUACAAGCAGUCAGCCAAGUGCUUCCUGUCGGCCUCGUUUGAACACUGUGACUUUCCUGAGCUUUUGUCCCCUGCUAAUGUAGCGGUGUAUGGAGGCCUGUGUGCCUUGGCCACUUUCGACAGAUGCGAACUGCAGAAGAACGUCAUCUCCAGCAGCUCUUUCAAGUUAUUUCUGGAGCUGGAGCCACAGGUGCGAGAAAUCAUCUUCACCUUUUACGAGUCCAAGUAUGCAUCCUGUCUGCAGAGACUUCACGCCAUCAGGGAUAAUCUUCUUCUGGACAUGUACCUGGCUCCACACGUUCCUGCACUUUAUGCCCAAAUUCGCAGCCGAGCCCUCAUACAGUACUUCAGUCCGUACGUGUCAGCUGACAUGGGUAAGAUGGCGGUGGCCUUCAACACCAGCCUCCCGGCGCUGGAGGACGAACUCACCACACUCAUUCUGGAGGGAACCAUCAGCGCACGCAUAGACUCACACAGCAAGAUCCUGCAUGCUCGGGACGUGGACGCACGCAGCAGCACCUUCGAGCGCUCGCUGCAGACCGGCCGGGAGUUCCAGAGGCGCACCACGGCAACCAUCCUCAGAGCCGCCGUGCUACGCCACCACAUCCACGUCAAGUGUUCUCCAAGAGAGGAUGGCCAAGAUCUGGGUGCAGCCAUCAGCCAGACGCGAUGAGCAACAGUGUGUGAUGCCCUGACUGACCCCUAUAGGAGUGGGGGAACACCCUCCUCCCCC
Molecule: messenger RNA, 1562 nt
Organism: Engraulis encrasicolus (European anchovy)
Lineage: Eukaryota; Metazoa; Chordata; Actinopteri; Clupeiformes; Engraulidae
Product: COP9 signalosome complex subunit 1-like
Exons: 14
Coding region: 63-1502 (479 amino acids)
Cellular component (GO): COP9 signalosome
Source: RefSeq, a predicted model, not a curated record